Messenger RNA from Eublepharis macularius, 2201 nucleotides. It is a transcript of the gene SYS1, whose product is annotated as SYS1 golgi trafficking protein. The record is from RefSeq and is a predicted model, not a curated record. The transcript has 5 exons. Gene Ontology annotation, biological process: Golgi to plasma membrane protein transport; Golgi to endosome transport; protein localization to Golgi apparatus. Lineage: Eukaryota; Metazoa; Chordata; Lepidosauria; Squamata; Eublepharidae. Bases 368 to 838 code for a protein of 156 amino acids. Gene Ontology annotation, cellular component: Golgi membrane; trans-Golgi network.
GUCUGCUCUAGGCAGUAGGGGCCGGCUCAGUGAUCGGCCGGAGGGAGUCAGUCGCUAGCUGCGGAGACGGGCCUGGUCAGUUCUGAGGAAUUCUGCAAUGUAUGACGUCACCCCAAGUGGGAAUUUGACCUUUGCUGCCUGAGUUCCAGCACUGCAAUGUUAUCUACUGUAUCACCCUUCAGACUACAGUUUCCAUGACCCAGUUUCAAAUCAAAAUGACACUUUUUGGAACUUUGCUGUCUGAGAUAAGAAAAAUCUGGUGCUGAUGGCUUUGCUCUGUCUUUUCUCUGGCCACUGACAUGCGCACAUAGUACCUUAGGAUAUUAUUGGAUUGUGUGUCAUCAGCCAACCGGUUCCUGCUUGAGGAAUGGCUCCCCAGUUCCGCAGCUAUGUCUGGGAUCCUGCUCUCAUCCUCUCCCAGAUUGUGCUCAUGCAGGCAAUUUACUACAGCUCUCUGGGGCUUUGGUUGGCUCUGGUGGACAGCCUGCUACGGAGCAGCCCGUCCCUUGACCAGAUCUUCAGUUACGAGAUCUUGGGAUUCUCCACGCCCCCUGGGAGAGUUUCUAUGAUGGCAUUUGUCUUAAACGCCCUAACGUGUGCUGUAGGCUUACUGUAUUUCAUCCGGCGAGGAAAACAGUGCUUGGAUUUCACAGUCACCAUUCAUUUUUUCCACCUACUGGGCUGCUGGAUUUACAACGCCCGCUUUCCUACUUCUCUGACCUGGUGGCUUAUACAUACUGUGUGCACAGCGCUCAUGGCUGUGAUUGGGGAAUAUCUGUGUAUGAGAACUGAACUGAAGGAAAUUCCAUUAAAUUCAGCCCCCAAAUCCAGUGUAUAGACUUUCAGAUGCCCUGUCUCUUCCAGUCAGCUUCUACAUCUUGGUGCUAACAUGUGGUACAUAGGAUUAUGGUUAAAGAAAAUCAACAGGACUGUACUAACUUUUUAAAGAUAGCAGUGGCUGCAAGAAUGUGGUUUUGUGAUCCCCUCCUGGACAGGAUGAACAAAGCAGACAUUUUAUUUUGAUACGGCCCACAUAAUCACAUUUACAGGUGGUCCCACUUAUUUGACUCUUGGUACAGAUCAGAUUCAUUUCUGGAAAACAAGACAAAAAAAUAAAGAUAGAAGUUGGACAUCUUUCGGUUGAUGUGGACUGGUUUGCAGCGGUUAGAUCUGUCCUCUUUGUACAGUAGGGUAAUUCCAUAGACAUCAAGGAGUUUACAGUGAACAUUUAAGUUCUUGUUUUUUUCUGACACCUGGCAUCUGUGACUUCAGCUGUCCUUUUUGUUUAAAAACUGAGGGGAUAAAACUGUGUCAGAGGACAUGCUUUUUUGUUUCAAAGCCGUCAAGAUGUGAUCCCAGACUGCUUGAUUUAUUUUGCAACUCAAACAUCAGCAAAGAAGAACUGAACUGAAGAAUAUAAAAAAUAGUAUUAACAGAAACUUAAUUUUCCAUCAGAGUGUUAUAUCUCACUGGUUGAGCAGGGCUAUAUUGUUGCUUUAUGCAUCCGCAGGGAGAAAAGGGAGCAGCCAGAAAGGCACACCGUUCACAAAGCUGCAUUCCCCAACCCCCCCAGCCUACCAGCUCUGAGCAGCGACCAGUGUCAUCUGGCCAGCUUCAAGGCCGACUGUGAAGGGGCAGCUGUCACUCAUUACAAGCGCUGAAUUCUAAGCUAGAGAUACUUCAAAUGAGCCUCCAUAUCAUGCAUCACAACAAAUGCAUUGCUAUGGAGAUGCAAACCUUUUCUCCAAUGAUCAAGUUCUGUUCUUUACAACCAAAAAAUCUUGUUCUGCGUUGCAGGGUACAAUGUGAGACAUGAAGAACAGGACUGUUAACUGGUGUUUUCAUAGAGAGAAUAUUGAUUUUUGUAUACAAUGUGAGUAGUCUCUUGUGGUUUAAGCAGCUUCAUCGCAGCCCAUGUUCCAUGCGGCCAAGGGAGGGCUAGUCAGUAUCAGGCCUAGGUAUCUGUAGAUAUGUCUGGCUUUUUAACUAUGAAUGUUGCUUCAUUUGAGUCAUGCCACUGAGAUUUCCUUUGUAUAUAGAUAUUUGUGAAUGCUACUGGUUUAUAUAAGUUAUACUGGUAAAUUUAAUGCUCAGUUUAUAAUGACUGGAGGGAUAAUUUUGCAAACAAUUUGAUAAAUUGGCUCAAAAUGUUCUAAAGGGUUUCUGUUCAUACUCUGUAGCUGACAAUCCUUUGCACAUAG